AGAACAUCUUUCAUAUCAACUAUCAUGUCGUCUGUUCCAAUAAAGUUGGUACACGAGUCAUUAGGACAUGUAGUUACUAUUGAAUUGAAAUCUGGUCAGAUGUAUAGAGGAAAGCUACAAGAGGCUGAGGACAACUUGAACGUCAGCUUACAGGAUAUAACGGUCACCGCAAGGGAUGGUAGAGUUUCUCAGUUAGAUCAGGUGUAUAUAAGAGGUUCUAUGAUAAAAUUCCUAGUAGUACCUGACAUGUUACAGAAUGCACCUAUGUUCAAACGUGUCGGUCCAAACGCUAUGAAGGGUAGAGGUAUCGGUACAGCAAGAGGUAGAGCGACAAUCAUGAGAGCUAACGCUAGAAGGGGUAGAGGUGGACCCCCAACUGUUGGAAUUAGACGCUAAAACUUAAAUUAUCUAUGAUAUAAAUUUAUAAAUCCUGCUUUAUUUAUAACGUCAUUUAUUGAUCUGUAUGUAUUAAUUAGAGUGUCCAGUUAU
This is a messenger RNA of Wallemia mellicola CBS 633.66, 489 nucleotides long. RefSeq names its product Sm-like ribonucleo protein. The transcript has 4 exons. Gene Ontology annotation, biological process: spliceosomal snRNP assembly; RNA processing. Gene Ontology annotation, cellular component: U1 snRNP; pICln-Sm protein complex; precatalytic spliceosome. The coding region runs from base 25 to 396 and encodes 123 amino acids. The record is from RefSeq and is a predicted model, not a curated record. NCBI's taxonomy places the organism in Eukaryota, Fungi, Basidiomycota, Wallemiomycetes, Wallemiales, Wallemiaceae. Gene Ontology annotation, molecular function: RNA binding.